UCACUUUAGUUGUUAAUUUAUAUAUUGAUUUGAAAAUGAAAAAUCAAUCCAAUCAUAUAUGAAACAUGGAAUGUGAUCGUCUAUUCAAACAAAUUAUCCAUAAUUAUGGCCAUCAACUACGAUAUGAAUGUCGAACAAUACGAACGAAGCUGAAAUACAUUUUCACCAAUAUAAUCAAUUUAAGGCAAUUAAUUCAAUUAAUACAUCGUGAUUAUCGUCGAUCAAAAUGUAUAGCAAAUAAAAAUCCGAAUCAAUGUCGUCGAUAUUUACAAUUAGCCAAUCAAUUAUUCUAUUAUCGGCCAUCAUCAUAUCGUAAAUGUUUAAAAUAUUAUCAUAAGGCAUUGCUAGAAUGUACGGAUGAUACAUUGAAAGCACAAAUUUAUUAUUCAAUGGCUAAAUUGUUUACAUUCCAAUCGAAUGGAAACCGAAUAAAUGGACAACAACAACAACAACAACAACGAUUAGCUUUACAAUCAAUCAAUCAAGCUAUCAAAAUUCUUGAAAAUUCAUCCUCUUUAUUCAACGAUGAACUAUUGAGUGAAUGCCGUGAUUUUUUCAAUAAACUUUGUCGACAACAUGAAAUCGAUUUAAUCGCAAAAAACCGGAAUUUUCAUCUUGGAUUUCGAUUUGAAUUUGAUGAAAAUUGUUCAAUCUUUUAUGAUAAUCAUAAAGGUCGUUAUUUGAAAUCAUUAUCAGAAGCGAAAAAUAUCCCGUAUGGUACACACAUUAUUCGCGAACGUGCCAUUUCAAUUAUUCUCGAUUCAAAUCAUUACCACCGUUAUUGUUUUCAUUGUUAUCGCCAGUUGUCGACCAUUAUAUUCAUUCCUUGUCGCCAAUGUCGUCAAAUUAGAUUUUGUAGUAUAAAAUGUGAACAAAAAGCCAAUACACAUCAAGGUAUACAUCGAUAUGAAUGUCAUCUAAUAGCAAUAUUACAAUCAAAUCAUUAUGGCUGGCAUUUAUUUCGUAUGAUACGAUUGAUUGGUGGAUAUAGAAAUUUUAUCAAAUGGUCCAUUAAACAACAGCGUUGCCACAAUGAUGAUAAUGAUAAUGAAUUAUCGAAAAAAAUUGUACAUCGUUAUGAUUCCAUUUUCAAUGCAGGUACAAAUAAUAGUAAUCAGAGUUAUCAAGAAGAAAAAUCAAGUGAACACAAACCAUCGAAACACAAACAACAAAAACCAUAUUACAAUCAUUGUUUGAUUGAACAAAUGAAUCAAUUUCGAUUGAAAUAUGAAGAUGACUUUGAUAAUGACGACCAAGGAAUCGACAAAAAUAAUGAAAAAUCGAAAAAAGGAGGACCGACCAAUUGGUACCGACAAUACAAUGAACAAAAACAUUACGAUUCGACGAUAACAACCACCGAACAAGACCUAGAUGUUGAUGAUGAGGAAAAUGAAACGAAUUCAUUGAAUUAUUAUUGGAAACUUUUAUUACAAAAUUUCAGCACCAACAACAACAAUGGUAGUCAAAAUAAGACAAAACGAAAACAUGGACCAUGUUGUUAA
Messenger RNA from Dermatophagoides farinae (American house dust mite), 1502 nucleotides. The record is from RefSeq and is a predicted model, not a curated record. NCBI's taxonomy places the organism in Eukaryota, Metazoa, Arthropoda, Arachnida, Sarcoptiformes, Pyroglyphidae.